UCAGAGGUCGGAGGUCGCCGAGGGAAGAUGGUGGCGCGCGAGCAGCUCCGCGUGGUUCGCUGCGGCGGCAGUUGGCUGAGCGGGAGCCGCGCGGUCUUUUCGGCCGAUUCGAAGUACCUUUUGUGUGCUUCUGGUGACUAUGUGAAAGUCUACAGUACAGCUACAGAAGAAUGUCUGCAUGUUCUCCAAGGUCACAGCAACAUAGUGACAGGAGUCCAGUUGAAUCCCCAAAACCAUCUACAGCUCUAUUCCUGGUCUCUAGAUGGCACUAUUAAACUCUGGGAUUUUAUGGAUGGCAUUCUCAUCAAGACCUUGGUGGUUGGGUUCAAACUCUUUGCAUUCUAUGCACUUGCGGGAUCUGAGAAUUCGUCAGGUCCAUUUCAGCUAGCUUCACUGAAAAUCCCCAAAACACCAGGUCAGGAAGUAGAAGCCAAUGAGCUGGAAUUGAUUUUGGAUGGUGUAAGCCAGUCACCCAAAUGUACAGCGCUUGGAAGAGAAGGUGAAUAUGUGGUAUCUGCUUACGGCAGUCACCUCGUCGUCUGUUUCUUCAGGAAGAAGAAGCUUUACAGAUGUUUGGGACUACCACCUCCCCCAUCCUCGAUCACUGGCUAUGCUGUUUUGGGGUGCAAUGGGAGUUUAGUCCAGGAAACCAUCUGGAGGGCCGACAGAUUGGCACCCGUCCUAAGAAUUAAUGUAAUAUGGCAACAGGCACACACAGUUUUGUUCGGUUUGAUAGGAACUAGCCUCCUGAGUGGUGGAAUCGAGUCUGUCCUAGUGCAGUGGCGAGAUGGGUCGGAUGCGAAGAAGGAAUUCUUGCCCCCGGUUGGGAUCCACAAUGAGCAGCACAUCUCCGUCUCUCCAGAUGGAGCCUUCCUUUGUACCUCGCAUGCAGAUAACAAAAUAAUCAUCAUACACAGCAACUUGAAGGUCUCCACAGUCAUUCAAGGGAUUGAGCAGAGUGACGUCAAGGCUGGCUUGAUGGUUGACCCUCGAACUAAAGCCUUGGUUCUGAACGGCAAACCAGGCCACCUGCAGUUCUAUUCACUGCAAAAUGACAAGCAGCUUUACAAUCUGGAUAUUGUGCAGCAGGAGUAUAUUCAUGAACACGGGCUGAACCAGAUUGAGUUAGUGAAGGCUGCUUUUGAUUCCGAAGGCAACUGGCUGGCUACUGUCGAACAGCGGCAAGGAAGCAGCAGCGACCUUGAAAUGUACAUGAAACUCUGGGCUUACGACGAGCAAAAGCAAAGCUUUACUCUGAACACAAGAAUAAACAUGCCGCAUGAGGAUUGUGUCACAGCUAUGUGUUUCCGUUGCACAGACGCAUCUGAAAAUAUAACCCCGACUUUGGUAACGGCUGGCAACGAUGGGCACUUCAAAGUCUGGAUGCUACUGAUUGACAAUGAUGGUGAAAAUCAAAGCAUAACUUGGGCCUGCGACUUCGUAGGAAGCUAUCACAACUAUCAAGCUACAAAUUGCUGUUUCUCCGAAGAUGGCUCUUUGCUUGCAGUCAGCUUUGACAAAAUAGUCACUGUGUGGGACUCGGAACUGUGGGAUCUCAAAUGUACUUUCUGCCAUCUUCCUGGGACUAUACGAAACUUGUGUUUUGGGAGGCAGAGUUGUUCAAAAUACCUUCUUGGCACCACCAACACUGGAUUUUUGUGCUGUUGGAACUUGCUGAGCUGUACAUUGGAAUGGAGUGCCCAAUUAAAUGUCAUUGUUCUGCAGCCAGAUUGUCUGUCUGAGAACAUCGUCGCGGUUUCAUCCCACUCGGCAUACUCAGAUGUAUUUGUAUUCAAACCCUGUGAGCCGCAGCCUUUGUGUAUCCACAGGAAGGUCUGCAGAGGCCAAGUCCGGUGUGCUGUCUUUGUUCCAAGAGAUCUCCCCGAGUCCAUUCAUUCAGAAAAAUACCAGUGGCUCAGCCAAUCUCAGUUUUACUUCUUGACUGAAACACUUGAAUUGAUGACAUUUAGCACAAAGAGCCCAGAAGAGAGACUUACACCUUCCAGCAGACAGCUGGCAGUUGAAGAGAGCUUCCCCAUGACUCCUUUUUACCUGCUACUGGGAAAGCACCAGCAACAGAAUAAAGAGGCUACAGAAACUGGGAGACUCCCUAUUCAGAAGAACUUUGCACAAGAAUCGCCUGCUGUCAAAGAACUUCUUCACACUCCAGCUCAUGUCUUACCGUCUGCCUCUUUCCUGUGCCCCAUUUUUAUCAACUCACUGCUGAUAUCCAAAGCCAAUAAAAGCACUACUGAAGUUGCCAAUGAAGUGGAAAUGGAAAGCGACAACAGCGAGAAUGAAUCGGAGGAGGAGGAGGACACGGAAGUUGCUAAAAUGGACUCAGAGGCACCACAGGCAACAGAUUGUUUGGAGGACAACAUUCCACCUAAAUUGUCAAAAGAACAAGAAAAAAAACUGCGCCAGUUAAGAAAAAUGGACUACAGCUGGGCAUCUGUUCUCUAGACACAUAGUAUUGUGGACUACAUGUAUUUAUAUUUCUUACCAAUAAUUCCACAAGAUGUCAUUCUUUCAAAUAAAGGACUGCAAUUUUCCAG
Molecule: messenger RNA, 2555 nt
Organism: Podarcis muralis (Common wall lizard)
Lineage: Eukaryota; Metazoa; Chordata; Lepidosauria; Squamata; Lacertidae
Source: RefSeq, a predicted model, not a curated record